GCCGCCAUGGAGGCCUCGGAGCGCCGCGGCCUGGCGCCCGCUCCCUCCUCCGCCGGGCCCGGCCGGUACAGCCUGGGGACCCGGCAGCUGCUGGCAGCCAUGAUGGAGCAGUCAAAGCUGACGUGUUUCCAGAGGCGAUACCUGAUGGACUGUGUGCAACGAGGAGAUACCCUGCCCCUCCAGUGCCACCCCACAUCCAGCAGAGAGCCAGCACCUGCAGCACCUGCCUUCUCCCCAGCUGUUCAUCACCCCAGCAGGCUUCCAGCCAAACCACACCUCCGACCUGCCGAGGUCUGCCAGGCAGGAGAUGCCUAUGCCCGAGACAAGUUCAAGCCACGGGCAGGGCGUGAUUUGGAAAAGGAGAAGCAAAGGCUCCAAAACAUUUUAGCGACAGGGAAGGACGUGGUGGAAGACAAGGUGAAGCAGACACUGGUUCAGACAAAGGAAGAGGAGACACCUGAGCCUGACCGGUUUGAAGAACUGGUGAAUGAAAUUCAGGAGAGGAAGGAAUUCCUGGCAGAGAUGGAAGCUCUAGGACAAGGGAAGAAGUAUCAAAGUAUUAUCCUCACUGAAAUCUCACAGAAAAUACGUGAGAUGGAGAUCAUUGACAAGAAGAGGAGUGAGGAAAUGAGACAGAUCAUGACAAAAGACUUCCCUGGUGGGAAUAAAUCCGAUCCCUGCGACUAGGAGAAACAGAAGUGCAAUUUGUUCCCACCUCUUCUAUAGACCUGGUUUGUGCCUGUGCCUGCAGAGGGGGCAGCACCACCUGUUGCCUAGAGCCAGAAGGUAGGAGCAAUUUGUACACAUCUGGUAGCAGAAAAAAAGCUGUUGUAAAAUCCUGCCCACGCACCACAUUCCUUCUAGCUCAAUGAUGUUACAGAGAUGAAAACACAGAGACCAGCAGCUCCCAAAACAUGAGAAAGCAGAGCCUCCUUUUGCCCAUGCAGUGCCUUGAUGUACAGUGAUCCACCAAUGAAAAUGUCACUUCUUCCCAUCUGCCCAGAGGUGGGGGUUUCUUGUGACAGUACGAUGACAGCUGGGGUUGGUACUCACAUCUACGAUCUGCUCCUGUUCUCAGGACCCUGGGAAUGGCAGUGCUGGCAGGGAGGAAGAUGCAGCUGCCUGGCCUUGGGCAUUGCUGCAGGUCAGCUGGUGGUGGGCAUCAGCAAACACCUCGAUGGCAGCUGUACUGGGCAGGCGCUCAGGAACGCAGCUGCCCUGAGGGUGGAGAGGGAAUUUUGGCCCAGCACAUGCUGCUCUUGGCUGCUCUGGCUCCUGAAAGCACAAUAUGCAGAAUAGCCACUGGCCUCCCAUGCCUGGAAAUGGCUGUUUGCUCACCUCAUGCAUAAACCCCCACCUCUGUACUCCAGCAGGAUGAAGCUGUGACACCCUGCUAUUCCUAUGCAAAUCCCAGCAUAAAGUCCACCUCCCGCUUUCCUUAAGAUCCCAUUAUCUGCUUUUCAGCAAUACUCACCAGCCACUCCCCAAAGCCAGGUAGCAUGCCCUGGCCCCCAGGCAGCACAAGUGCACAAAGGAAUCGGAAACCUUGGCCUGUUUUUUAAAUCCAAUGCUUCUUUUAUUUCUGUUCAGGUGAAUGGAAGUCAUGGAAGUUAGUACAGUAUAAUUUACAAAUCAGGGUUCUGCCCAGGCACUGGGCCAAGGGGUGUCAGGCUGCAGUGAUCCUGAUGGCCUUUGGCAAUAGUGAUGUGACAGCAGGCUCUAAAGUUGUUUCUCCUUGGAGAAAAGUUGUGCUUUGGGAUCCCCCCUCCCCUACCUCUGCUCCUCAUCAGCCUGCUGGGGUAUGGCAAGAGUGAGAUGGCAUCACCAGGGUGGGGCUGAGCUUGCCACCUCCCAGCCAUGGGGUCCACAUUGGGACUGAGGAGAGGCUCAGGGCCCUCAUGUUUUGGGAAAUGAGGAUCUCUUUCCAGAAUGCUAUGCCAGCCACCUUGCAAGGCACUGCCUCGAGAGUGUUUUGGCUAAAGCCUGGUGGGUUUUUAGAAGGGAUUGCAGCAGUUUGCUGGGGACUGGUUAUGUCUAGUUUGCUAAUGAGAAGGCAUGAGAAAGAGCUGACCAACCAAACACCCAUGAAACUAAUUCAGAGUGAUCCAAUAAUUCAAUAAAUAGCUCCUCGCCUUGGAGGAGAAGGCAGGAAACAAAAA
Apus apus (common swift) is the source of this 2159-nucleotide messenger RNA. It is a transcript of the gene C1H22orf23, whose product is annotated as chromosome 1 C22orf23 homolog. The transcript is spliced from 6 exons. The coding region runs from base 7 to 687 and encodes 226 amino acids. Lineage: Eukaryota; Metazoa; Chordata; Aves; Apodiformes; Apodidae. The record is from RefSeq and is a predicted model, not a curated record.